Molecule: messenger RNA, 2635 nt
Organism: Spirodela intermedia
Lineage: Eukaryota; Viridiplantae; Streptophyta; Magnoliopsida; Alismatales; Araceae
Source: the annotation of a GenBank genome assembly
AUGUCGCAUUUUGGGAGGAACGGCCCUCCGGACAUCAGGGACACCUAUUCGCUUCUCGUUCUUAACAUCACAUUCCGUAAGCAGCGCUGGCUCCUGUCUAGGGUUCCCGCUCGUUUCUGCCUGAUCACGAUUUCGAAUCUCUGAUUCUAUUUGCUUGUUCUUCUAAUGCCACAGGGACAACGGCGGACGAUCUUUUCCCUCUUUUCGAUAGAUAUGGAAAAGUUGUAGAUAUCUUCAUACCAAGGGACCGCAGGUACUAUCAGGGAGGGAGAGGCUACAAUCCAUCAUCUUGAUGCUGUUGCUGUUGCUGUUGCUGCUGCUGCUGCUGCUGCUGCUUCCGUUCUUCUGUUCGCGAGUUUGUGUUUGUACGCUUAAAUAGCAAUGUCGAUGGCGUGCAGGACUGGCGAAUCAAGAGGUUUUGCCUUUGUGCGUUACAAGUACGCGGACGAGGCUCAAAGGGCGGUAGAGAAACUUGAUGGCAAGUUCUCACUCGUGGUAUAUAUCAGGGUUUUUCCUUCGCAGCACCUAUAAUUUUUCGGCAUUCGAUUUUCCUGAUUUUAGGGAGGACCGUGGAUGGCCGGGAUAUUAUGGUCCAGUUCGCGAAGUAUGGGCCUAAUGCUGAACCCAUGUAAGCUACCUGUUUUUUUUCAUGUCUGUUCUGUUUUUUAGCCCCGAUAGGUUUUUCUUGAGACGAUUUUUGAUGCUCGCCAUGUUUAUUCUUGAAUAUCCCCUCAGCACUUAACUACGUGAGUGGAAUGUAUCGGUUUGAGUGGCUUUUAUGAACAGCACACGCUAAUUUUCAUGUAGUAACUACGCUGAACGGAGAAUUUCUUCUUUGUAUAUUUUCUCAUGUCUAAAGUGGAGACUUUUCAUUUAGUAUCUUAAAUUCAACGGAUCGAAAAAUUUGUGUAUACUUCUGCAUAUUUUGACUGUCAACGUGCAUGGUUUUUUCCUCUGUGAUUUGGGAUCCUGCGCUCUGUUUUGAAGUAUGAAGCUUUCCAUCGGUCAUUACCAAUUAAAGGUGCUUGAUAGUGAUCUCAGAUCCCUUUAUCAAAUUAUAGCCAAACUAGAUCGACACCAGUUAAUGUGCAUAAUUGGUAUUAAGCUCAAUCGUGACCUUAGAAUCACUGCUUGGAUAAAUUGUGGCUCCUUCCUCCCUUUAGAGUUUUAUUUUAUUUUAUCCAUUUGUAUCAAAUUAAUACACGGCACUUUAUCACCAUUGUCUAUGUGGUUUUCCAGCAUAUUUAUCCGCUGGUAGUAUCUCUCGCUACAAUGACUUGAUUUUCUUCAGUAUUCUUUUUUGCCUGGAUUUGACAAUUUAUUUUUGUCAUAUUCCUCUUCAUGUUUUUUAUAUCCUUUACCUGCAUUGGUUACAUUUUUCCUGAUGUCAACACUAAUGCAUAUGCCUUAUUUCUGAUAAAUGGGUAUGUAAUCUUUGUAUUCUCGUUGCUAUUUGUCUAAUGUUAUACCUUUUCAAUGCUUCAACACCCAUGUAUUCAUUUUAUUUAAUUUUAUUUAACCCUCUUUUCAUCUCUAUAUUUCUCCUAGAUUGAUCAGAGAUGUCUUGACUUAGGGCCAUCAUAAGGUUAUUGACUUGACGCUUGUAUUUUGUAUGUUAUCUCCAUUCUCGUUGCGAUGGUCAUUUUUCAUAUGUUCUAUUCAUAUAUUCGUAAUUAGUGAUCUAUGUGCAUUCAUUUUGGCAUGCUUUUCUAAAUUGUAAUUGACUUUUCAGCCGUAAAGGAAGAAUUGUUGAGGCUUUACCCCGAUCAGGGGGGAGAUCUAGAAGUCGCAGCCCUAGGCCAAGGUAAGACCUUCAGCUUUACUUCAAAUGGUAUCAGCUUGUUGCAAUAGAAUAACACAUUAUCGUUGUGUUUUAAACAUUUGUAUGGUCAUCUCCAUGUGUAGUUUAUUUUACGAAGUAUAAACAAGGAAGGGUAUAUUUUGAUUUCCUAAUCUUAUUUUCAGGUACCGGGAUGACUACAGGGAUAGAGAUUACAGAAGGCGAAGCCGAAGUGGUAGUUUGGGUAGGUAUGAUCGUGACAGAUAUGAGAGAGACAGAGAUCAUCGUUACCGAAGUAGGAGCAGGAGUUUGAGUCCUGACCACAGAGACAGAGAUUAUCGUCGUCGAAGCAGGAGCCGAAGCUUGAGUGCAGAUUAUGAGAAAGGUCGUACUCAACGAAAAGAUGAUCAUAGAAGCAGAAGCCGAAGCUUGAGUGCAGGUUAUGAGAAAGGUCGUACUCAACGAAAAUCUGAUCAUAGAAGCAGGAGCCGUUCAAUUGACAGGUUGAUAACAAUUUUCUAUCAUCAUUGAACAGGUCUUUUUGAUCACUUUCAUUCAGCGGGUCAUAUUUAAGUUUCUUGUCAUGUUUCUUUUGAAUACAGCGCAUCACCUGCUCGACGCAGUCCUCGCAGGAGCCAAUCUCCACACAGGAGCCGAUCUCCACGGAGGAGUCCUCGAGAUGACCGAUCUGAUAGGCGUAGUGGUGAACGGUCUCCAGAUCACAGCGUUUCUCCAAGGAGCCCAUCCCCUCGUGUUUCAGAUCAGGUGCUAAAUGCACUGACAAUGUUCUUUGGUUCCUGUGUUGAUACCUUGAUUUCCCUUCUUAACUUCACGUUAUUCUUUCAGGAUAAUUGA